AUGCCAGUUGAUCCAGAAAAGUUAGCUAAGUUACAAAAGGCCUCUGUUGCCAAGAAGGUUGGUGGUUCAAGAGUUAAGGCUAAGAAGAAUGUCAAGACUGAACAAGAUGACACCAAAUUGAUCGAAGCUUUAGGAAAGUUGAAGGCACAAAAGAUUGAAGGUAUUGAAGAAGCUAACUUCUUCAAAGAAGACGGUAAGGUUUUGCACUUCAAUAGAGUCGGUGUCCAAGGUGCUGCUCAACACAACACCUUUGCUUUGACUGGUUACCCACAAGAAAAGGAUGUUACUCAAUUGAUCCCACAAAUCUUACCUCAAUUGGGUGCUGAAAACUUGGAAAUCUUGAGAAAGUUGGCUGAACAAAUUCAAGCUGGUAAGAACCCAGAAUUGAAUGCUGGCGGUGCCGAAGGUGCUGAAGAAGACAUCCCGGACUUAAUUGAAGGUCAAAAAUUCGACGACGUCGAAUAA
Messenger RNA from Debaryomyces hansenii CBS767, 465 nucleotides. RefSeq names its product Egd1p (gene EGD1). Bases 1 to 465 code for a protein of 154 amino acids. The record is from RefSeq and is a predicted model, not a curated record. The transcript has a single exon. Lineage: Eukaryota; Fungi; Ascomycota; Pichiomycetes; Serinales; Debaryomycetaceae. Gene Ontology annotation, cellular component: nascent polypeptide-associated complex; cytosol.